This is a messenger RNA of Cladocopium goreaui, 1767 nucleotides long. NCBI's taxonomy places the organism in Eukaryota, Dinophyceae, Suessiales, Symbiodiniaceae. The record is from the annotation of a GenBank genome assembly.
AGGUACCAACUCUUCAUCCGCAAUCCCUCGGCAGCAGCAACUCUUCGGCUGUCGUGCCAAGGACAGCUGCGUGAGCGCAAAUGUUCGCAGGUGGUCCUCAGUGCAGAUUCAAGGCUUUCGUUCCCGCAGAAUCGUGCAGAGAGAGCGUACAUUCCACGGAAUCGUGACAUGCUUGAUGGCACAGUACAGAUGGAAUUGAAGGCGCCUUCUUCUCGACCCGGACACUGCAAAGUGCCUUGCAUCCUUCACAUCGAAGUGGAGUUGCUCCCAGGCGAAUUCCAGUCAGUACAGUACCAGCUCGAGGCAAUCUUGAAGGACAAAUUUUCGCUUCUCGUCGAUGGUGGCAUGCCAUUACAUUUCGUAGCUCACCCUGGCAAGCCAGAAUAUUUCCUUUUUGAUUCGCGCCACGCUUUUGCAUCAACCCUUACACUGGACUUUCCUUACGACACAUUUGACCCAGAAAACAGCCUGGUGAGGAUGUACAUCCUUGACUGUGACUCGCAGGAACCUGCUGAUGCUCAAGCUGCUCCGAUUCCAUCAGCCGAAGAUUUUAGUCGCAUGGCUACCCUCAAUUCUCGGUGGCAGCUUACAGCCUUGGAAGCAGCUACUGGCACCUCAAGAGACAAUCGAUCCCAAUGCCUUGGCGUCAGAAUCGGCGUUAUCUCGAAUCGUUUGCAUCCUGUGUCGAUGGACAUCAGAGGUUUUGGGUGGCACCCAGGAACGACCCUGUUAUUGGGCGAGUCUUUGGAAGGAUUUGUAGAUGGUUCGCAUGCCGCCAGCUAUGAGGUUGUCAGUGACGAAGCCAAGGAGUUUGCUUUGGAUUUGGAGGUUUGUGCUGGGAAAGUGCACUUGCAGACUUCUUCACCGCCCGACAAGGCAGGACAGUUUGGACACGAUUUCCAAGAUGGCUUCUCCAACAUGAAGAUGCCCUUUGAAUCGAACAGGUGGAUUCAGGUGUCCUCUAUGAAUGGGGAAUACGCGCGAUACGUCAUUUCUGCGCAGGCAUGGAAAGAGAUCGCCUGGCUUGACACAGGAAAUGGGAGGAGUUUGCAUAUAGAACAACGAGACACCGGUAUUGCUGUGGCGUGGCAGGCUGUUCACCUGGAAGGGAAGCAAGGUGGUGAAGACCCAAAUGUUCAAUACGAGGUGUUUUAUAUUCGAGCUGACUUGCUCCAGUCGAAUUUCGAUACAGCGUGUGGAAUGUAUUUGGAGCAUACUUUGCGGCAUGCCAAACGAAUCAUUACGCACGCCCUAAACAUUGAGAUCCAGGACUUUGAGCCCGGCACCUUGUAUCACGUCAACGUGUUAGCAAGGAGCCUCGCCACUGGGCACCUCUUUGCCUUCCAGUCCUCACGCUUGACGGGAAGGUUGGAAAACGAGCCGGCUUUUGACGAGGGAAAUUACAGGUCAUUUAUUUUGGGACCUGUGCUGAUUUUGGUCAUGGUUUGCUUCGCCUGGUGCCACCGGCAUUGUACAGGCCAGGUGAACGUGAAUGCCAUGAUGCGACGAAUCGAGUUGCCAUCCUGGGGAAGUUCACCUCAACACUACCGGUAUCUCGAAGGUCGCACCAUCGGCGGCUAUGCUCAGUUUUAGCACAUCGAGAACACGCACAGCUGAACUCUGAGCGCGAGCCAAGUCCGUACCACUUGCGGGCCAGAAGUUGCCGCUGCCGUCCGAAAGGAUACACGAGAAAAUAGCGACCAAAAAAUUGUUUUGGUGCACUGGUAGACUUUUGUUCUUUAGGCCGAGCGACUUUGCAUUCCCGAA